GAGACGAAAUAGCCUGAGCGAUUUUGAUAUACGCCUGUAAAAUUAACAAAAGAAGUAAUAUAAGAAAUCCAACUCAACGAACAAAGAAGAAGCCGGGAGUAGAAAAGUUUAUUCUAAUUUUCACAGUACCGGAAAUGCAAGGACAGCCUGGACCCAGAAGGAUUGAGCUGCCAUUGGCUUUGAGCCAAGCGAUGAACAGUGAGGGAAGCACCAAGCUUUAUAUAUCUAACUUGGACUAUGAUGUUACCAAUCGAGAUAUAGAGUUGCUCUUCUCUGAGGUUGGUGAAUUGGAAAGGCACUCAAUCCAUUAUGAUAAAAGUGGAAGAUCUAAGGGAACAGCUGAAGUUGUCUAUAAGCACUAUUCAGAUGCUCUAGCAGCAAUCGAGAGAUACAACAAUCAGCAUCUUGAUGGAAAGAAAGUGGAAAUUAAGCUUGUGGGACUCAAUGUUGUUUCUCCUGUUCCUCUGCUUCUGCCUCCAAAUACAAAUUUCAUGCAAGAACAUCCAACUCCCGUCUUCCAGAGGCUAGGAAGAGCUGGUUCAAGGGGAUCGUUUCAUGGUCAUGGUGGUGUUGGACUUGAAAGAGGCUGUGGACAGGUGAGAAAUGGUGGUCCGAAGGUUACUACAGAAUCUCAGCAAUGGAAGAAUGUGACUGCAGAAAAUUAGCAUAGGAAGAAUGUGAUUACAGAAUCUGUUAAAAGGAAGAAAACAUUUUAUGGAGAUACAACUGUGACUUUUGAUGAUCUGGAUGCUGAUUUGGAAAAAUACCGCCUAAAAUGUAGGCCGGUAAACUGAAAUCACAGUUAGAUGACAGACAUGGUAGUUUAGGGGAAGGCAAACUGGUAAUAUAUAACAUAUAGAUGGAUAUGGAGCACUACCUAUUAGCAUUUCUU
This is a messenger RNA of Rosa rugosa (rugosa rose), 892 nucleotides long. RefSeq names its product THO complex subunit 4B-like. Gene Ontology annotation, cellular component: nucleus. Bases 135 to 665 code for a protein of 176 amino acids. Gene Ontology annotation, biological process: mRNA export from nucleus. The transcript has 5 exons. Lineage: Eukaryota; Viridiplantae; Streptophyta; Magnoliopsida; Rosales; Rosaceae. The record is from RefSeq and is a predicted model, not a curated record. Gene Ontology annotation, molecular function: mRNA binding.